Molecule: messenger RNA, 1314 nt
Organism: Photinus pyralis (common eastern firefly)
Lineage: Eukaryota; Metazoa; Arthropoda; Insecta; Coleoptera; Lampyridae
Product: protein ALP1-like
Exons: 3
Coding region: 385-1314 (309 amino acids)
Source: RefSeq, a predicted model, not a curated record
CUUUGGCGCGAACGAGCUGUCAUUAGUGUCAAUUUAACGGUUCUCAAAUAAUCUGACUGUGUAGUUCUACUGUUGUUGUUAUAAAUAGUAAAUAUACAUGGAUAUAGUUGAAGUAGUGCGGCCAAUAAUCCUUGCUGCGAGUGCUUGCAUGCUCGCUGCGUGCGCCGUUUACUGCAGCCAGGAUGGAAACUCUCCUGGAAAGACGAAAAAAGAACGUCGCAAGAGACGGUAAGUACCUAUACAUAGUAAUCCAACAGAGAAUUUUAUUUAUUAAACAUGGAUAUUAUUUACUUUCAGAUUUUGGGUGAGGCCAAUUUACCAAAAAAAGAAAAGAGCAGGGAGACUAUCAUAAUUUGAUGGUGGAAAUGAGGCUGAACCGCUGAAAUGUUUUUUCAUUUUACCAGAAUGUCUGUUCCUCCAUUUUACGAGCUUUUGUCAAUCGUCGGCCCAUUGCUCGUCAAAAGAAGCAAUCGUGAGCCUCUCGCACCUGGUCACAGACUAACCAUCACAUUGCGAUAUCUGACUACUGGAUGUUCACAGCAGACCCUGGGAUUCUCGUUUAGAGUUGGAAAGUCCACAGUGUCUAUGGUGAUAAGUGAAACAUGUUCAGCUAUAUGGGAGGCCCUGCAUAAGAAAGUUCUAAUCGAACCAUCAACAUAUACUUGGCUUAAUAUAGCGAAGAGGUUUGAACAAAAGUGGAAUUUUCCACAUUGCAUAGGUGCACUAGAUGGAAAACAUGUACGCAUUCAAGCACCCCCUAACACAGGAAGUGUCUAUUUUAAUUACAAGCAUUUCUUCAGUAUUGUAUUACUUGCAGUGUGUGAUGAAAACUACAAAUUCAGUUUGGUAGACAUUGGUGGAAUGGGUUCCGAAAGUGAUGGGGGACUAUUUUCAAGAUCGAAAAUGGGGCGAAUGUUCGAAAAAAAUGAGAUGCUUUUGCCAAAGCCUUCGAACAUUGGCAGAGCACAGAAAUCGUUUCCGUAUUUCGUGGUCGCAGAUGAAGCAUUCCCGCUAAAACCAUUUAUAAUGAGGCCAUACCCAGGCAGAAAAUUGACUGAUUCACAGCGAAUAUUUAAUUACAGACUAUCCAGAGCUAGAAGAACUAUUGAAAACGCGUUUGGGAUUUUGGUUGCUCGUUGGAGGGUAUUUCAUACUCCCAUAUGUGCAAAACUUGAAAAUGUGGACAAUAUUGUCGCCGCUACAGUAUGUCUACAUAACCUUAUAAUGAUGUCACAGGAGAAACUUAAACCGAACGAACACAAAUAUUGUCCUCCCAAAUACGUUGACCAAAUAUUAAUGGGUUUGAAAACUUAG